This is a messenger RNA of Lactuca saligna, 636 nucleotides long. NCBI's taxonomy places the organism in Eukaryota, Viridiplantae, Streptophyta, Magnoliopsida, Asterales, Asteraceae. The record is from the annotation of a GenBank genome assembly.
CUAAAAACAAACUCCCCCAUUUGAGAAAUUAGGCCACCAAAAUGCCUAUAAAUUCAUCAUCAUUUUGACAUUCCAUCAAAAUAUAAAGAUAAAACAUUCCACCACACUAACAUCCAGAAAUCGCCAAAAAUGGCUUCAAAUAGAGCUAAUGUUGUGAUUAUGGUUAUGUUGAUGGUGGUGCUAUGUGAUGGAGCCACGAUUGAGUCAUCGAAGUGCAGAAGUGCAAUAGUGAGCUUGAGCCCAUGCCUCAACUAUGUGAGUGGGAACUCAUCGAGCCCAUCACAUCCUUGUUGCUCGCAACUAGCCAAUGUGGUCAGGUCAGAGCCACGGUGUCUUUGUGUUUUGGUCAGUGGUGAUCACUCAUCCGCAAGUUUAAAUAUUAAUGAAACUAUCGCUUUGGGACUACCUAAAGCUUGUGAUGUCCAUACACCUCCGGUUAGCCGUUGUGAUGAUAUACUUGAACUUGUUAUCUUUUGCCUGCAAAUCCUUCCAUUUGGAGCUGAGUUGGUGCAUAUUAAGAUCACUACAACACAUUCGCAACUUGAAAUCCUCCACCUAGUGACUCUCAAAAUGCAUCGGAUCAAUGAUGAUUGCCUUUUCAUAGUCCACCAAAGUGUUGAUAAAUGCUUUGGCUAA